Molecule: messenger RNA, 3656 nt
Organism: Cuscuta campestris
Lineage: Eukaryota; Viridiplantae; Streptophyta; Magnoliopsida; Solanales; Convolvulaceae
Source: the annotation of a GenBank genome assembly
UCCCACUCCUCCUUUUUCAUAUCAUCAUUUCUCAACAAUUUCCCUCACAAUAAAGUUACUUUAAGAUGAAGAUAAUGAUUUUUAAAGAAAAUUAGCUAAAUUUUAUGUUUUUUUAAUGUUGCCCAAUCUUUGAUAUCUUGAUGUAUUAAGUCACAAUUACUUCUGUCGACUUCAACAAACCCUACUACAAUCAUCAUCCGUCCAUAAGAUCCUUUCUACGAAGUAUAUUCAUAUUUUCGUUCCUAAAGUGAGAGGGAAUGAGCAACGACCUGGGUUGGGUAUUUAGACAAAGAUAAGCAGCUAAAGUUCAUGUUUACUUGUGAGUGAGCGACAUCUAGGGGUUAGGACGAAGAUCAUUGCCUUCCGCAAGCCAAUUUGGGUUCGAUAGGCUUUCUUGGAAACGAAGAACAUAAGUUCGACAAAUGGGCCAGCCGUUUUGGCACGACUUUAUAGUAGUUUAUGCUGCACCGCACUACGAAAGAAUGGCCAAAGUCAACUUGGAGGGUGCUUCCUUCUAAUUCAAUUAUGAGCUUGGUCACGCAUGUUGCUGAUCCAACCCGAGGAGAACCGGGCUAAUUUUUCCAUGGACCUCCCAUGAAUGACGAACCUCACAGUCCUAGGUGGUUUAGGAACUGUAUAUCAUUCACAAUCUUCUGGCUUAUUGUAAGGAGGGGCAAGCCCUUUUGUCGUGCAAGGGUGUAAUCAUUUAGCGAUUGCAUGUGGAUCCCAUGAUGCCAAAGAGGUUUGCGCGAUAAUUUGGGAAACUGUAAGUUAUACCCAAACUCCUAUUUUUGUAUGAGGCAAAUGAUCAUCGGCCCUCCGACACUAGUUCCCUUAAUUCAUUUACUGAAUGCGUUUGUGUAUGGAGAGACAAUCAUCUAAACCAUGUUGUCCUAAGCGAGAUGGUCCCUUGAAACUCCCCACUCAAUGUUGGAGAGGAUUUAGCAGUCAGUUAUGGAGAUUGGUUUACUUUUUUUUAGUCGUUGUUUGAUACGCAAUCCCGCACACCACCACGAGUGUAACACCAAAAGCUCUACGGUUGCACUUAUUUUCGCAGUGCGUAAACUUAAAAUUCACAUUUUCAAUUUGAUAAUGUUACGUCUUACAUUACUUAUUUUAAUGUUUUAGGUAAGAACUCUGAUUAUAAUGAGAGACCGUCUUGAUAAGAGUCGUAUGGACCCAGACAUUAUGUUAGCGACUAUCCAAAUUACAGGGACAUCAUCAAUAACAGAUUAGAUAAACGUGCUCGUAAUGAACACCUGGUGGGCGUGAAAUUACCAAUUGGUGGUGAAGAUCAGGAAGAUAACGAUGAAGAUGCCAAUCAAGAAGUUGAUGACUCCUCUGCAGCUGGACGAGCAACGCAGGAGGAUUUUUUGGGGGGAUCUUUCCAACAACUUUACACUUUUACUCACUUUGCAGGGACUUCCAAUGCCUACACAAGUUCAUCUAACCCAGAUGGUUUGCAUAAUUUUAUAAAUAUGUUUCAGGAUAGUUGGUUUUGUGAUAAUGUUUGAUUUUUAUGUGAUGCGCCUUAUGCAAAGAUGAUUUUGGUCCAUCACGUCUUCCUCAUCGAUCGCUUCGCUCAGGUUAAUUAACAAAUACUUCCCUUUGCCAAUCCUUGUGAGACGACCUGAGUCAUUCUCGAUUAAUUUAUUGACUUACCGCUAUAUUUAGUUUCAUCACAAGCUCGUGGUUUGAAAGGUUAUUCGUUCUCUGCAAGCAUGUAUCAUUUCAGGAAGAGUGGAAGUGGUUAAUAUCAAACGGUGUUCCAGGCUAUCUGUGUAUACCUCAUCUUCAUUCGAAGGGCUCCAGUCUCAUUCUUUGAACAUGCGCUCUUCUUCUGCAAGCACUGUAGUAACUGAGUCGAGGGCAGAAUCUCGACCCAUUGGCCCUUUUUCCGGGCUUAUCAUCUGUGUAACUGGUUUGUCAAAAGAAGCCAGGAUGCAAGUGAUGAAAGCAACAGAGAAGUUGGGUGGGACAUAUAGCCCACAAUUGCAUCCCCGUUGCACCCAUUUGGUGGUUCAAAUAUCCUUUUUUUCCCCUAUUGUGCACUUCCCUUUUUCUGGGCUUGAAAUUGAAGGCAUUUUGAUUUCUAUUCACAGAUUUCAUGGCCCCAAAUUGGAGCAUGCCCUGAAACAUGGAUCCAAAAAUGGUCUUUCGAUUGUUAGCUUGGGUUGGUUUGUGGAUAGUGUGAAAAAUAAAGCAAGGUUGAGUGAAUCACUUUAUGGUGUCAAAGUUGCUGAAGAAGGUGUUUCUUUUGAUGUUUUCAACCGACUUGGCCACAAUGGUGACUCUCAAACUUCUUGUAUUCCUAUGGGAACAAUUGAGCAUCUAAGAAAACUGAACUUGAUUGAAGAGCCACAACCAAAUGCUUUGGAUAGAGAAAGUGUGAAAAGAACAAUAAUAUCUCCUUUGUCUGGUUAUUCCUUGUAUGUAGAUGUUGAUGUGUCUGAUGAACUGCGUUGUAAGGUUGUUGAGGUUGCUUCUGCACAAGGUGCAGCUUUGGUUGAUCAAUGGUUUGUUGGUUGUGGCGCAAGUCAUAUAGUGUGUGAGGGAAGUUCUGUUCAGAAAUAUCUUGGUCAUUCUGCAAAUAUUGUUACUCCAUUAUGGGUUUUAAAGACUGUAAAGGAAAAGCAACUGCAAAAGCUUGUCCACAUAUCUGCUGAUCUAGCUAAGCAAACUGGAAUAUUGAUGGAGAGUAUUCAAUCUCGCAUUCAUAAAGAGGAAAUCAAUGAGGAUGUGGAUCUGCAUUAUGAUGUACCAAAUUCUAUAUCCGCUAUAAGUCAUGAUUUGAGACAAAAGGUUGUGAGCCUGGCUAAAGAUGGAGUAAGGAAGAGGAGGGGUAAACGUAUGCAGACAUGUCAAACCCCUAUGCGUCCAAUAACACCAAACAGUCUUCUGGAUUCAAUCUGCUGGUCAAUAUGUGAGCCAACAUCAACUGCCUCAAUUUAUAUAGAUUCUUCUUGUGUUGAAGACACUACACUGCAUAACACAUGUGUCUUCAACGACCCUAAUGAGGUUGUGAAGGAAUCUGAAUUUUCUUUUGUGAACUUAUCCCGACCACUUAAGGAAAGUGAGAAAUCAGAGACGGUGCUAAAGAGCCACUUCCUUACAAUAUUGUAUCCAGUUGAUCGAUUUUCGGAAAUAGGUCCUUGUUCAAGAACAUAUUUCAGCGAUAAUGGCUUCAAGUGUCUGCAGCUCUUGAAUUAUAUAUAUGCCUUUUACCAGGAAGAGAUGUCUAUUCAAGAAAUAGAGGUGGCCAUCCACACAGACUCCAGACAUGCUGAUCGGCUGCGGUCUGUGUAUUGCAGCGAUGAAACGACAAAAUGUGGGUAUGUUGCGUUUAAAUGGACUGAGUUUAUGGGUAGCCGUAAAAGCUUUGAAAUGCUUAAGCGCGUUUCUGGCGAUAACAGUAGCAAUGUGUAUGAGUUGCUGAUCAGAUCUUAAAAGGCAAUGGAUCAUACAGAAGUUCACCAAAUCACUCAUCUUUGGUUUUGGCAUUGUUGAGGGAGAUCUAAAAAGGCAGUGUAAAUAUUUUUUGAUAAUUCAACAUUUUAAUUUCUCAACCUUUGUGCCACUGCAUGCAAUGUGUAAAGCAAUAUUGUUUCCUUGAUGUGCUCUAACCCAGUUAUUCUAAACAAACAUAUUGUAUUGGU